AUGUCGUUCUGGUGUGGAGUUUUGGUUGCGGUAACGACAGCGUUCUCACUGAAUGUGCUGUACCACGACUUGUUUGUCACUGAGCCCACGGAUGAUGCUAUUCCCAAGAGCUCUUUCUUGGAUCCACUAUACCCUCCCUCCGGAAACUGGGUCACUCCCAAGAGCCUGGAUUCCAUUAGCUCUCCCGAGUUCAAACUCCACCAGCCCUUCACUGCCUUGCUGCCUGCUAAACAGUCAAUUGAAAUUCAGUUUGAAGUACCAGAAGAAGAAGAAACACCAGAAAAUGAUGAAGAACCUCUCUCAGAGACUGGUCUAACAGUUAUACAAACAGAUCUAUCUGUCAUACCAACUGAGCCACCUGUCAAAAGUACUAAACAAGUAGUUUUCGACAUUGUAGACAUUGUGGACUUAGAAACAGAUUUGGAAGAAGACUACCAAGAUGAUAUAAUCAUAAAGGACGAGUUGCUGGGAGAAACGUUACAAACAUGUCCAGCAAAGGAUGGUGCAGCAGUCAACACAGAGGUUAAACAAGAAGUUGAAAUUCCUGUCAGUGAAGUCAUCAGCCUGGGAGAACAGAAUGAUAUUUCUGUCAAAGAAGAAAAUAUCACAACAAAGGAAGAGAUUCAAAAAAAAGAUCCCACACCAGACCCAGUACAAUCCCACCGACAAAACCAUCUAGAGCGUGAUGUCUUUCUACUCUUGGGAGUUCACUUGGCACUUGUCAUUUCUGUUCUAAUAAUGGGUUGUAGGUGCUUAUGUGCCCAUAAGUUUCAUGUAAACAACACUGUUGAUGUGGAGGAACUCGUGGUGACCAUAGGUUUAAUUAGCUGUAUAGUUGUUGCACUCUUUGCACUGCUAGGAGCUACCAUAAUUUUAUUCAUCCGUAUAUUGCUGGCAAAGUUCCCAUAGCUGUACUUUACCUUUCCAAAGCAAUAAAUCAUUUAGUUGGACAAAACAACUUUCAAAAUUCUUUUGUUUAGUGUAGAUUGCCAAC
Messenger RNA from Chiloscyllium plagiosum (whitespotted bambooshark), 994 nucleotides. RefSeq lists its product as uncharacterized. The record is from RefSeq and is a predicted model, not a curated record. Lineage: Eukaryota; Metazoa; Chordata; Chondrichthyes; Orectolobiformes; Hemiscylliidae.